This is a messenger RNA of Lycium barbarum (goji berry), 1164 nucleotides long. RefSeq names its product probable inactive patatin-3-Kuras 1. Gene Ontology annotation, molecular function: glycerophospholipase activity; monoacylglycerol lipase activity. The record is from RefSeq and is a predicted model, not a curated record. Gene Ontology annotation, biological process: lipid metabolic process. NCBI's taxonomy places the organism in Eukaryota, Viridiplantae, Streptophyta, Magnoliopsida, Solanales, Solanaceae. Bases 1 to 1164 code for a protein of 387 amino acids. The transcript is spliced from 7 exons.
AUGUCAACUUUUGGAUUUUUUUUUAUUUCCCUUUUUUUGGUAGGGGCAUCCCCUGUGGUGGGAGAAUUAGUGACAGUUCUUAGUAUUGAUGGAGGUGGCAUGAAAGGAAAUAUCCCGGCUACUGUUCUUGCUUUUCUUGAAGGUCAACUCCAGGAAUUGGACGGUGUAAAUGCGAGGCUUGCAGAUUACUUUGAUGUGAUCGCAGGAACAAGUACAGAUGGCUUAUUGGCCACUAUGAUAACUGCUCCAAAUGAGAAGAAUCGCCCCUUCUAUGCUGCCAAAGAUAUUGUACCAUUUUACUUCGAGCAUGGCCCAAAGAUUUUCCCACCUGGUGCCUAUCCUCCAAUUCUAGCCCCAAAAUAUGAUGGAAAAUAUUUUCACAAAGUUCUGCAAGAUAAGUUGGGAGAGACUCGUUUGCAUCAGGCUUUAACAGAUGUUGUUCUUACAACCUUUGACAUCAAGAAAAAUCAGCCCAUUAUAUUUAGUAAAUCGAAGAUAGCAAAUUCUCCUUAUUUGGAUGCUAAGAUGUCUGACAUAGGCUACGGCACGGCAGCAGCUCCAACUUAUUUGCCUCCACAUUACUUUGUGACUAAUGAUGGUCAAGGAAAUAAAUAUGAGUUCAAUAUUGUUGACGGUGGUAUCGCUGCUGGUAAUCCGGCCUUAGUUGCCCUUAGCAUAGCAACCAACCGUGCGGCGGAAGCGGAUCCAGCAUUCGCCUCUAUCAAGUCAAUGAACUACACACAAAUGUUGCUGCUCUCAUUAGGCACGGGCACUACUGCAGAUUUUUAUCAUACAUACACAGUACAAGAAGCAGCUAAAUGGGGUGCUCUUAAAUGGCUAUAUCAUAAUAAUUCCAGCCCUUUACUUCAAAUGGUAUCUAGAGCAAGUGCUGACAUGAAUGAUUAUUACAUUUCCACUGUCUUUCAUGAUCUUAAUGCUGCAAAGAAUUACCUCAGGAUUCAAGAAAAUGCACUAAUAGGUUCAACUACCGUAAUCGAUAAUGCUACAGAGGCUAAUAUGAACUUACUGGUACAAGUUGGUCAAAACUUGUUGAAGAAACCAGUUUCCAAAGAGGAUCCUGAAACCAAUGAGGAAGCUCUGAAGAGGUUUGCAAAAUUGCUCUCAGAAAGGAAGAAACACCGAGCAAACAAAGCCUCUUCAUAA